This is a messenger RNA of Nicotiana tabacum (common tobacco), 1201 nucleotides long. RefSeq lists its product as uncharacterized. The record is from RefSeq and is a predicted model, not a curated record. Lineage: Eukaryota; Viridiplantae; Streptophyta; Magnoliopsida; Solanales; Solanaceae.
GCAAAACACACCAAAGAUUCACAAAACUCUCUGGCUGCUUACACAAAACAUCUUCCUUUUCUUCUCUUCCCUUCCAACUUCCAUUUCUCUUCUCCUUCACGCACAGAACUCUCUAUUUCUAUCCUAAUUUUCUCACACAGUUUAAAUCGAAUCGUAUCAAAGACGUAACUGCGCUGAUCAAACUCAUGGAUUCUCUCUCAUCAGUUCCUCCGUCGAUCGUUCUUCCUCCUGGAAAGCUUCUCCGUCACCACCACCAUCAGCGGCGAAUCUCCGCUCUUUCUUCUCACGCCAAGCCAAAAUCGCCGUUUCCUCAAUUCCGGAUACCUAGAAGUUGUAAUAGAAUGAGGUCUAUGGCUGUUUGUUGCAAAUUGACUAGCGGAGGAGACAAAGAAGAAGAGGAAAGUUCUAUAAGAGAUGAGGAAGUGGAGAGAGCGCUUCGUAUGGAUGGGACUAUUCCAGGAACUCCUAACGAGUUUGUAGAGCAUGUCUCAUCACGUGCCUAUGACAUGCGUAGGCAUCUUCAACAGAGUUUCGAUAGCAGCAGCUAUGACGUACUGGAGGCUAACCCUUGGAGAGAAACACCUAAACCUGUAUACGUGCUGACCCAGAGGGAGAAUCAGUUGUGUACAAUGAAGACCCGGAAAAACCAAAGUGAGGUUGAAAGAGAGCUUGGGAUGUUGUUCUCGAAAGGUGGAAAAUGGAAAAACCGUGCAAAGCAGCCAGAAGCUGACACAAGAUUUCAGAUGCUUGUUGAGGAUAUCAGAGAGGGAGUACUUGUAUUUGAGGAUGAAAAUGAGGCUGCAAGAUACUGUGACUUGCUUCAGGGAGGUGGUCAAGGCUGUGAGGGUGUUGCUGAGAUCGAAGCUUCAUCAGUAUUUGAUAUAUGCCGGAAGAUGAGGGCGCUUGCAGUUCUAUUUCGUCGGGGCAGAACACCUCCUUUGCCUGAAAGCCUCAAGCUAAACUUAAGGGCACGCAAGCGCUCGCUCGAAGACCAAGAGAACUUAAUGUAACGUUCCUGCAUUUGAUUUACGCCGAGUACAGGUGAUCUCAGUUGUCUAGUAUGCAAAAACAUAUUGGACACAGUAAUAUAAUUCUUCUCUGUGCAGCUAUUUUAGCCUGUUUAGCUCUGACAUGUAUAUAAUGUCACAUAACUCUAAUGGUUAAUGCAUAUAAAGGAUUCUCAGCCGUAUUCCCACUCAAA